CCCCUGCAGGCAUGGAGGAAACCGGGGGCGGCGGUAACCGGGAGCCGCGUGCAGGAGGGGGCGCACCGGGGAGCCGCGGAGGAGAGCAGCGGGCAUCCAGAGAGCGAGGUGUGAGCGCUGAUGUCCCUCCGAUGGUGGCAGUGCCGCUCCGUUACCACAUCAACACGGCCUGGAGGGAAUCCACGGACGGGCCUUGUCCGUCUGUCUCUUGUCCCGCUGUCUGUCCAUCCCAGCAUGGUGGAACUGCUGGCUGCCGCGUGGCCGAGCUCCAAAAGGCGUCGAGGCGUUCCCUGCCGUGUUCGGGCAACAAUAACUGAUGCCCAGGUUGCCCCUGCCCGGUGGCCGCCGGCUCGUCUUUCCGUCCAUCAAGGACAGCUUUAAUUACCCCCGGAGUCUCCCAGCUGCCGGAUCCGGUUCCCAUCAAUGAUUCAUGCCCUGCUGUGGGAAGGGGUUCCUCGGCUGCUGGGCUGAGACCGGGGGGAUUUUCCGACCUCUCCGGCAUUAAACUGGUGCGGACGGCCCUGGUGGCGGUUGGAGGUGCGCAGGGUGCCCCGUGGGGGACGAACGCAACUGCCUGCAGAGCCCUGAGGUCCCCAUGGGUGUCCUGAGCUGCAUGAAGUACCUGAUGUUCAUCUUCAACGUGCUGGUGUUUGCCGGGGGGAUCUGCCUGGUGAGCGUGGGGGUCUGGGUGGCUGUGGACCCGGCUGGUUUCCAGGACAUUGUGGCUGCCAAGCCUGUGCUGAGUGUGGGCGCCUACCUGCUGCUGGCUGUGGGCAUCGCCCUCUCGCUGCUGGGCUUCCUGGGCUGCUGCGGGGCGCUGCGCCGGAGCCGGCCGCUGCUGCUGGUGUUCUUCGUCCUCGUGAGCCUUGUCUUUGUCACACAGCUCGUUGGGGCUGUGCUCUUCCUGGCACACUGGAAGCAGAUCCGGCCAGAGCUCUUCCUGUUAGAGCUGCGAAGGAAUUACUGCGGGGAUGAGGGCGCUGAGGUCUUCUCCGUGGCUUGGAAUACCCUCAUGGUGACAUUCUCCUGUUGUGGCGUUUUAGGACCUGAAGAUUUUGGGAACGGCUCCCACUUCCAGGAGCUGCACCCUGGGACGCCCUGGCCGCAGGCGUGCUGUGCCCGGGAUGGGCUCCUGCAGGCAGGAGAGCUGCUGAGCUGGGAGCAGUGCCAGGAAAGGAGCCCUGGCUACAUCCAUGAGCAGGGCUGCUUCCCCACCUUCAGCAAGACCUUGCAGAAGUACAUCUCUGUCCCCGGGGUGUGCAGCUUGGCCGUGCUGGGCAUCGAGAUCUUUGCUAUGUUCUUCGCCUUUUGCCUUUACUACAACUUUGACUGAUGCUGGGAGCAGCUCUCCAGGCCACUGGCAGCGCAGCAGAGAUGAGCCAAAUGCCUUGGGAACAGCAGCAGGCAAGGACGCUCUGUUUUGUUGCAUAUCUCAGCCCAGCUGUGCAGAUCAGUCGCCUUGCUGAGUCCUGCAUCUGCUCCAGUGCGUGGGUAAGGAUGAGGUGGCUCAUUAUCCUGGAGCAGGGACAGGGCUCAGGUUGAAAUCUUUACACACAUCUACGCAGACAUGGAGGCCAAGCAUCAGAUUUGCUCCUGCUGCCAGGCAAACAGCUGUGACAACACGGAGCCCUGCCUCUAAAACCUCCUGAGCUGCUCUACCCCCAGGACGCCUCCAUCCU
This is a messenger RNA of Lagopus leucura (white-tailed ptarmigan), 1679 nucleotides long. RefSeq names its product tetraspanin-18-like. Lineage: Eukaryota; Metazoa; Chordata; Aves; Galliformes; Phasianidae. Bases 596 to 1333 code for a protein of 245 amino acids. The record is from RefSeq and is a predicted model, not a curated record. Gene Ontology annotation, cellular component: membrane. The transcript is spliced from 8 exons.